This is a messenger RNA of Ruditapes philippinarum (Manila clam), 1761 nucleotides long. RefSeq lists its product as uncharacterized. Gene Ontology annotation, molecular function: catalytic activity. The record is from RefSeq and is a predicted model, not a curated record. The transcript has a single exon. The coding region runs from base 1 to 1761 and encodes 586 amino acids. Lineage: Eukaryota; Metazoa; Mollusca; Bivalvia; Venerida; Veneridae.
AUGGCUAAUCCAUGUACAAUGACUGUGAGACAGUACAAUAGAGAGCAAUUAUUGGAUUGUAGAUCUGUGCCUAGAAGCUAUGUUAUACCAAAUGAAGAAACGUUAUCUUUGUUGAAAAAUUAUGGUAUUUUGAAAUAUAGAGGUAAACGAGCUGGCCAGCCAAGGAUUAAACAUAAUGGUGGUGUUCAUUUGGCAAACUUAGUUCAAAUUAAACUUGAUCAUACAUACAUACAAAAUGUCCAUAGACAGAGAAAAAUGAAACUUGCCACAGUUAAUACAAGAUCUAUACGGAAUAAAUCGGCAGAUCUUCUCCAGCAUAUCCUUGAAGAGAAUAUUGACUUUUGUUUAAUUACGGAAACUUGGCUACAGACUGAUGGUGAUGAUGUUGUUAGGGGUGAACUGGCUCAGGAAGGGUUCUGCUUUGAUGAUGUACCCAGGCCUGAUCGUAGUGGUGGAGGAAUAGGCCUUCUAUACAGAGAUAACCUGAAAGUGUCAAGCCUACCCAGCAAAUCGUAUCAAUCAUUUGAAUGUGCUGAAUGGCAAAUAUGUAUCCAAACAUUCAUACUUAGAAUCGUUGGCAUUUAUAGACCGCCAUAUUCUGCAAAACACCCGGUCACUCAAGCUACAUUCAUGACUGAAUUCACUGAAUAUUUAGAACAAGUAUUAUCUCAAUCUAGGUCCAUGGUAAUUCUUGGGGACUUCAAUAUUCAUAUGGACAUGCAAUCAGACUGCUACACCAAGCAAUUCCAACAAUGUUUGAAAUCAUAUGGACUUGUUCAGCAUGUGAAUACUCCAACUCAUUCUAGUGGGCAUAUCAUUGACCUGAUCAUCACAAAAAAGGAAGACAAACUUGCUAGUGUAAACAAUCUUCAGUCUAACUAUUACAUCUCUGAUCACUGUUUUGUUAGUUGUAAUAUUCAACAAUUCUGCCCCCCUUUGGUUACAAAAAACAUCAUAUCACGUAACUGGAAAUGUGUGUCGAAGAACUUGUUAGAAGCCGAUCUUGAAGAGUUAAACAGUUUAGCAGAAAAAUCAUCUACCGUGAAUGAACUUGUGUCUGAUUUCACAAAGACUGCAUCUGAUAUAAUUUGUAAACAUGCUCCAUUGAAAGAAAGAUCAAUUACUUUUAGACCCAAACUUCCAUGGUACUCUGGAUAUCUUAAGCAAUUAAAACAGUACAAAAGAUCAAUAGAGAAAAUAUACUUAAAGGACAGGUCAGAUCUCACAAAAAUAGUGUACAAUAAUGUAAGAAACUCCUAUACUGCGGCAAUAGCAUCAGCAAAGGAUGGGUUCUAUCAGAGUAGAAUCGGAGAGGCUGAAGGGAAUGUGAGGAAGUUAUAUAGCGUGACUUCAGACUUGCUUGGGCGUUCGAAAGAUAACCCACUUCCACCUCAUACCAGUGAGACGGCACUCGCAAACGAUUUCUUGCGUUACUUUAGUGACAAAAUCCUUAAACUUCGUGAUGAUCUGGAUAACAUAAACACAGAAACAUCAUCUUCAGUGAUUGAUAGUAUUAUGGCAUCUGAUGUACCAUCAAGUGAAAAUAUCAUGAACAAAUUUAUACCACUAAAUGAAAAAGACAUAAUCAAACUUGUGAGUGAAUCAAAAACAACAACAUGUGAGUUGGACGUUAUGCCAACACCAAAGCUGAAAGAAAAUCUUCAUUUGAUUGCACCUGUUGUGACAGAAAUCGUGAAUCGGUCAUUGUCUUCUGGUGUUUUUCCAGAGACGUGGAAGAGCGCUGUUAUUAAGCCCUUUUGA